Oncorhynchus masou masou (cherry salmon) is the source of this 3111-nucleotide messenger RNA. RefSeq names its product synaptic vesicle glycoprotein 2B-like. Gene Ontology annotation, biological process: transmembrane transport; chemical synaptic transmission. Bases 1 to 2085 code for a protein of 694 amino acids. Gene Ontology annotation, cellular component: neuron projection; synaptic vesicle membrane. The transcript is spliced from 12 exons. NCBI's taxonomy places the organism in Eukaryota, Metazoa, Chordata, Actinopteri, Salmoniformes, Salmonidae. The record is from RefSeq and is a predicted model, not a curated record. Gene Ontology annotation, molecular function: transmembrane transporter activity.
AUGGACGACCAUUGGCAGAACAAUGUGAACCAGCAGGGCACUGAGAUCCCCACCUACGGGGAGGGAGGCGGCCCGGAGUACCCCUACCAGGCUGACUUCCCCCAGCAGGAGGGUGGGGGGGACGAGGAUGCUAGGAGUGAUGCCACGGAAGGUCACGAUGAGGAUGCAGAGGCGAUGUACGAAGGAGAGUACCAGGGGAUCCCCCACCCUGACGAGAUCAAGGCGGCCCAGCGGGCGGCCAGGGCCGAGGCCAGGAAGAAGGCCAGGCUGGCAGCAGCGAUGCCGGAUGAGGAGGACCUGGCAGAACAGUACGAGAACAUCAUGGAAGACUGUGGGCACGGUCGUUUCCAGUGGACCCUGUUUAUCGUGCUGGGCAUGGCGCUGAUGGCGGAUGGCGUGGACGGAUUUGUGGUGGGCUUUGUGUUGCCUAGCGCCGAGAAGGACAUGUGCAUAUCCAACGCCAACAAGGGCAUGCUGGGUCUGUUGGUGUAUGUGUCGAUGAUGGUGGGGGCUUUCGUGUGGGGCAGCCUGGCGGAUAAGAUGGGCCGUAGGAAAUGUCUGAUCUACUGUCUGGCCAUCGACUGUGUCUUCAGCUUCCUGUCCUGCUUCGCUCAGGGAUACGGUUUCUUCCUCUUCUUCCGGUUCUGCUCCGGCUUCGGGAUCGGAGGGACUGUCCCCAUCGUGUACACCUACUUCGCAGAGUUCCUCCAGAUGGAUAAGAGAGGGGAGCACCUUAGCUGGCUGUGUAUGUUCUGGAUGUUCGGUGGGCUCUACGCCUCCUUCACCGCCUGGGGAAUCAUCCCUCACUACGGCUGGGGCAUUAGCCUGGGGACACAGUACCAGAUCCACACCUGGAGAGUAUUCAUUCUGGUGUGUAUGUUUCCAGCCAUCAUUGCCCUCGUUGGACUGGUCUUCAUGCCAGAGAGUCCACGCUUCUACCUGGAGAAUGGGAGACAUGACGAGGCCUGGAUGAUUCUGAGACAGGUCCAUGAUACCAACUGGAAGGCCAAGGGAGAACCUGAGAGGGUAUUCACUGUGUCCAACAUCACGACUCCUAAGACCCAGGAGGAUGAGUUCAUUGAGAUCCAGAGUGACACUGGAACAUCCUUCCAGCGCUGGACUGUCAGACACACCAACCUCCUCAAACAGGUGAUGCAGAACGUGAUGUCCCUGGCAGCACCAGACCUCAGACUGCAGGGUCUGUUCCUGGCUAUCGUCUGGUUCACCAUGGCCUUCAGCUACCACGGACUGUCGGUGUGGUUCCCUGACAUGAUCAAGUACAUGCAGUAUGAGGAGUACGAGUCCAAGGUGAAACUCUUCCAUCGAGAACGAGUGGAGCGAUUCCACUUCAACUUCUCCCUGGUCAACCAGAUCCACAAAGAGGGAGAAUAUGUCCAUGACAAGUUCAUGGAUAUAGAGAUCAAGUCUGUGAAGUUUGAAGAUUCCCUGUUCGAGAACUGCUACUUUGAGGACGUCAGGUCGACCAACACAUACUUUGAGAACUGCACCAUCAAGAACACGGUCUUCUAUAACACAGACCUUUGGGAAGACUCUAAGUUUAUAGACUGUCGGAUGGAGAAUGCCACGUUUCUCCAUCCGAAGAAAGGCUGCCAUCUGAACUUCCAGGAGGAGAACGACAUCGUCAUCUACAUGGUCAGCUUCCUGGGGAGUCUAGCGACACUGCCAGGCAACAUCCUGUCAGCCCUCUUCAUGGACAAGAUAGGAAGGAUCAAAAUUAUAGGUGGUUCUAUGCUGAUAUCAGCAGUUUGUACGUUCCUCCUGCUCCUCAGCUUCAGUCAGGGGGCAGUUAUAUUAUUUCAGUGCCUUUUCUACGCUACCAGCGUCGCGGCCUGGAACGGACUGGAGGUCAUCACAGUAGAAAUCUACCCUUCUGCUAAAAGAUGCACAGCGUUCGGAGUGCUGAACGGUACCUGUAAGCUGGCAGCCAUUAUUGGCAGCGUCAUCUUUGCCAAGUUCAUCGGCAUCACAAAGAUCAUCCCCAUUUUCCUGGCGUUCGCAGCGCUGGCCUGUGGAGGUCUGCUGGCCACCAAACUGCCCGACACACGGGAGAAGAUCCUGGAGUGAAAACAGCUAAACAUCUACAGCAUCAAGGGUUGUAACAUUCCUGUGACUUUCCAAAGGUUCUCAAAACAUCUUGGUGUGAGGAUUCCCAGACUUCCUGCUUAAACGUGGGAAUUUGGGGAAAGUUAGUGGAAUUUUGCAAAUCUUUACAACGUCACGGCCAAAUAAAGAUGUCUGUACAUAUAGUUGGGAGAGAGACUUCCACAUGUGAAGUGAGUUGUGUGUGACAGAAUAGGGGAGGGGCUUUCUGUUCCCAUGGUGAUGUAUAGAAAGAACGGUACCCUCAUCAAGACAUGUCACCAUUUUACAUUGUUUGAUAUUGUGUUUUUCUUCUGUACACCUCAAAAUACAACCCAGGUAGAGCAGGACAUGUCACUCUGUAUUUGGUAUGUUUUAAAAUGUGUUUUACAUUUUUCUAAAUUAAAAUUAAAGAAUACGAGAGAUGAGAAAUAUAUUUACUUGGAAGAUGACAGACAGUUUUACCAUGUUGUGCUUUGAUUUAAAACUAACUGUUCAGGAAAGGUAUUAGGUUGACAUUUGGGUUGGAAUUCAACUACGGCUGAGGUUUCAACGUAACGCUACUGUACGAUUCAGAACCAACUUUUCAUUGUCCUUGUUCCAUUCCAUUUUGUGAACGUUCAUCUCGGGUAGUCUGGUGCUUGAUUUGUCCCAUUUCCUCUUUGCCCUUAAUUAACUUUCCAGCUGAACCACUGAAUGUGGUUCAGAAACCCCUCCAUUCUAUUCCACACCCCCCUUCUUUCCAAGGACUCCAUUUAUAUAUAUUCAUCCCUGUGUAUCGCUCAGCAUCUGGUCUUCAGCUCCUGUUGUAUCUAUUAACCAGGACGACAACCUCUUCUGCUGUACAGUGGAUGCAUCUGUUGACAUACCAAUAUGUUUGUUGUAUUGUUUGUGUUCAGUCUCUCCUUGUCCAGAAGAGCUGUGUUCUAGAUACUGAUUCUAUUAAACCCUGUCUAGUCUGUGUUCAGUCUCUCCUUGUCCAGAAGAGCUGUGUUCUAGAUACUGAUUCUA